CCGUAAUCGUUCACGACGAGGCAGUUCUUUGUGUGAGGGUGGAGGUAGGUUUCUGUGUUACGCUUGUGACUGAGGUUCUUCCUCCAGUAGUCGGGUGACUUCACAGAGAUCAACUUCUUUGAUUAUUGUACAAUGUUUCGUGCUUCAACUGUAACGUCUCCGGCCAAACCCGUGCCUCCGCCGAAGACUUUCCGAGGCUUGGGAGAAAACAUCAAUGACAAAUCGCUCAGUAAUAAACCCUUUACCCCAGAGCCUGAGCGGGCAGUUGUGCUGACCCAUUCCUCUUCUCGCCAGCCGCAAACCCCCAUCUCUUACGGAUAUCGUUUUGCGAGUGUAGAGCGCUUGGUACAGAGAAAUAAAAUCUAUGACAAUAAUCCGGACAGUGCUAUUCAUAAUAUAUUGACAGCUGACGCUCUGUCUAGAGCAUCCUCACCAAGUCAGAGUUUGUCGACAAAACGGGAGAUUUUCUUCCGUCCUGAUGGAGGUGACUCCACCAUAAACUUGACAUCCACAACCAAUACAUCUUACUCUUCAUCUGGGCUGAUGAAUUCCACAAAGGAAAAUAUUAUACAUAAAGAAAAGGAGCGAGAUACAGAAACGAUUUAUCCAAAAGACAUGGAGGGCUACGUGGGGUUUGCCAACCUCCCCAACCAGGUUUACAGGAAGGCAGUGAAACGUGGGUUCAACUUCACCCUAAUGGUAGUAGGUGAAUCGGGCUUGGGAAAGUCUACUCUUAUAAAUUCCUUGUUUCUUACUGACAUCUACUCCAAUGAGUAUCCAGGCCCGUCCCAGAGGAUUAAGAAGACAGUACAGGUUGAAACUAACAAAGUGUUCUUGAGGGAGAACGGCGUAAAUCUAACUCUUACUAUAGUAGACACACCAGGUUUUGGAGAUGCAGUGGACAAUAGUGAAUGUUGGCAGCCUAUUGUAGACUUCAUAGACACUAAAUAUGAAGACUUUUUGAAUGCAGAGUCACGGGUUCAUCGUACAAGUAUUACAGACUCACGAAUUCACUGUUGUCUGUAUUUCAUCAGUCCAGGGCAUGGCUUGAAGCCUUUAGAUAUAGAAUUCAUGAAGAGAUUACACGAAAAAGUUAAUGUUGUUCCUCUCAUCGCUAAAGCUGAUACAAUGACCCCCGAAGAAUGUUACCAGUUUAAGAAGAUAGUACUUAAUGAAAUUGCCCAAAAUAAGAUCCGAAUCUAUGAGUUUCCAGACUGUGAGGACGAAGAAGAAAAUAAACUUCAGAAGCCCAUGAAGGAACAAGUACCAUUUGCUGUAGUAGGAAGUAACAUGGUAAUAGAAUGCAACGGUAAAAGAGUUAGGGGUCGAAGAUAUCCCUGGGGGGUUGCAGAAGUGGAAAACAUGGAGCAUUGUGACUUUCUUGCCCUCAGAAACAUGUUGUUAAGAACUCACAUGCAAGACCUGAGGGACGUAACCAAUAAUGUUCACUAUGAAAAUUACCGAUGCAUGAAACUGGCAGGAGUUGGUGCUGAUGGUAAACCGGUGGCAGUGGCCAACAAUUAUUGCCAACAACGGAUAUCAAACACCUGUAUGGUGUUCUGGAACCCUCUAUCCCAGAUGGAAGAGGAGAAGAAAGACCAUGAGACAAAGAUGAAGAGAAUGGAAAGAGAGAUGGAACAAGUCUUUGAUAUGAAAGUUAAAGAAAAAAUGAACAAACUAAAAGAUUCAGAAGCAGAUCUUAAUCGAAGGAGUGAGCAGAUGAAAAAAACACUAGAACAGCAAAAACAGGAACUCUAUCAGAAGCGAAAGGAGUUUGAAAAAGAAAGAACUGCAUUUGAGUUAGCCAACAAGGAUAUGGACGAGACUCUCCGAAAGCUGGCUCUAGACACUAACUCUAAAGAGUAAGUGUGAUGUGCCACUAAAUCUAGUUCAUGUUGAUACUCUAUUGAUUUAAUCAAUGAAGUUGUGGUUAAUUUACUGAUAUACUAAUUAAAAGUUCAGAACAAGCAAUAUCCAACAUUUAAUAGUUCAGGGAGGGGACAUGGCAAUAACGAAACAAUUGUAUUAAAGUAAUUUAUUUACCUUUUACCAUUCUAAGAAGCUUCCAGAUAUUUGUAUUGUAAUUGUGAAAUAAUGGACGAGUUAUUUGAAACAGGACUUUUACAAGAAACUGUUACGUUAUGGUAGUGAUAUCUGUAUUCAUAGAAAACCUGUUACACAGGAGCUGCAGAUUUAUCAAACUUUCUAACACAUAUGUAUUAGACUAUACAGUAAAUCAAACAAUUACUUUUAUAUAGAUAUUUUUUAAACGGGAACUGGAAAAUCAGAUACCUAGUAUUUAAAAUAGUACACUUGUGGGAGAAAGGUAAUAGUGUACCACCAUAGACAGUGGUUAUUUGUUACACUUAAUAAAUAGACUUCCCUUUUACCUUGUGUCUUCACUGUGCAAGAUAAAAUUUAGGAAAGGUGUAAUAGUGUAUGAAUAGUCUUAGAGGUAAUGAUUAUUCCAGUAAGUAAAGCAUGUCAUCUAUUACCUUUUUUUUAUUUGGUUCUGAAGGAAAUAUUCAUUUAUUGAUAAACUCAAAGAGUACUUUCUUAACUUGUAAUUUUCAGUGUAUGGCCAAGUUUGGAUUUGGUUUGUUCUAAUACUACUUGUCUAUUACGUAAACAACCGAACAAAGUUUUACAUGUGAAUAAAGUAAGUAAGAGAGAGUUAAAUGAUGUGGAGCUAAAGGGUAACAGUAUGAAGUAGGGAUAUAUCAAUGUUCUCUGUAGAAGCAGAAUAUUUAGAACACCAACGGGCUCUGAAAUCCCACUCUCCUUGGCAAAGUGAUUGCAUGGUUACAAAAGAGAAACAUUGAACUAGAAGAAAAAAAUGUAAUGAGUUGCACAUUUCCUUAAUAACAAACAAACAUGUGUGUUUAGUGAAGGCUAACAGUUGUAUAUGGGAAGAAUGAAACUACUACACUCCCCUGAUUCACCUUUUGUUUAUACAAACAUGUACUUUA
Limulus polyphemus (Atlantic horseshoe crab) is the source of this 2969-nucleotide messenger RNA. RefSeq names its product septin-7-like. Gene Ontology annotation, cellular component: septin complex; septin ring; microtubule cytoskeleton. Gene Ontology annotation, molecular function: GTPase activity; GTP binding; molecular adaptor activity. Bases 133 to 1866 code for a protein of 577 amino acids. The transcript has 13 exons. The record is from RefSeq and is a predicted model, not a curated record. Gene Ontology annotation, biological process: cilium assembly; cytoskeleton-dependent cytokinesis. NCBI's taxonomy places the organism in Eukaryota, Metazoa, Arthropoda, Merostomata, Xiphosura, Limulidae.